This is a messenger RNA of Pelagomonas calceolata, 2479 nucleotides long. The record is from the annotation of a GenBank genome assembly. Lineage: Eukaryota; Pelagophyceae; Pelagomonadales; Pelagomonadaceae.
GCGCGUGCUAGUCUACACAGUCAGAGCUCUGCAUCGCUGCACCAUCAUCGGUGCAUUUCGCAUUGUCUAAGGCCACAGCAGUAGUGCAUCUCGCGGUCCUGAACUGUGGUUGCAACAGCGGCGCUUGAUAUUGCUCACACAAGCUGUGCAGCAAAGGAGAGCAGUCAUCAAUAUAUCAGCAGUCGUUGAAAUUGCUCACACAGUCCUGCAGCAGGGAGAGCAGCACACUGAAAGUCAUCAAUCACAGUCGUACGCAUGUCAAUCUUACGCAUGGCAGCGCUGGCCAUGUCCACGACCGCUCUCAAGGCGCCGUCCGCCGCGAAGCUGGCUUCCCUGCUGCCGACGCGGCCGCAGCCGCCGGCGCCGUCGACGGCGCGCGAGCUCGACGGCGCGGCGCUCGUCGGCAUGACGCGCGUCGGCGAGGCGGUCGUCGCGCCGGACGGCAAGCGCGCGGUGCUGUCCACGAAAGAGUACGACUUCAAAGCGAAGAAGUUCGACGAGACGCUCUGGAUGGUCGACCUGGACAAGGCCGCGGCGCUCGGCGACGACGCGCUGCGGAAGCACGAGCACCUGACGCCGCUCGUCAGCGGCUCGGCGUCGGCGCCGUGCUGGUCGCCGUGCGGCGAGUGGAUCGCGUUCCUCAGCGACCGCGAAGACGGUAAAGACGACAAAAACAAGGCCAAGACCGCCGUCUGGCUGCUGCCCGCGUCGCGGCCCGGCGAGGCGACGCUCCUGAAGCGGUUUCCCGUCGACGUGUCGGACCUCGACUGGACGUCGGACGGCCUCGUGGUCGCGGCCCGGGUCUACGUCGACGGCGACGACGCCGGCAUGGCCGCGACGGCGGCGCGCGACGAGGAGAUCGAAAAAAGGGGCGGCGGCCUAGACGCGCACCUCUUCAAGCGGCUGCCCGUGCGCGAGUGGGACCGGUGGCUCGACGCCAAAUUCGCGCAUCCCUUCCUGCAGCGCGUCGAGCGGCGCGACGGGAGCUACGUGUGCGUCGGCGAUCCCGUCGACGGGCUGCACCGCAUCCCGACCAGCUGCCCGAGCGGCGCCUUCGGCGGCAAGGGCGACUGGGCCGUGCACGGCCGGGUCGCCUUCUCGUGCCGCCCGCCGCUCGCCGAGGACGAGGCCUGGACGACGAACCGGCACAUCUAUACGAAGGGCGGCUUCGAAGGCGAGGAGGCCACCUGCUUAACGGAAGAGAACCCGGGCUACGACUUCGCGCCGGUCUUCAGUCCCGACGGCUCGCAGCUGGCCUGGCUCACGAUGGCGGGAGGCAACUACGAGUCCGACGCCGUCGGCGUCCGGCUCCACGACGUCAAGGCGGGGACGACGACGGACCUGUUGGUCGCCGAGCAGGACUUCGCGUGGAGCCCGCAGUCGCUCGAGUGGGCCAAGGACGGCACAGCGAUAUACUUCCACGCCGACGUGAAAGCGAGGCGGCGGCUCUGCUCCAUUUCGCUGACGGGCGCCAUCACGAUUCUUGGCGACGACGACGCCGGCUCGACGACGUUGCAAGGAGAGAGCGCCCAGGGGCUGCUCGUGGCGCGCGACUCGCUCUCGCGACCGGCGGAGCUGGCGCUGCUCCGCGAGGACGGCGCGUCGGAGCGGCGCAUCACGUUCUUCAACGACGCCAAGCUCGCCGCCGUCGACCUCGGCGCGGUCGAGGACGUCAGCUACCGCACGGACCGUCCCGGUAGGGAGUCGCCCGACGGCGCGGACGUCCAGGCCUGGCUCAUCCGGCCGGCGAACUUCGACGAGGCGAAGAAAUACCCGCUCUGCGUCGUGGUCCACGGCGGCCCGCAGGGGUCGACGGGCGACGACUGGCACUACCGCUGGAACCUGCAGUGCCUCGCGUCGGCCGGCUUCGCGGUGCUCGCGCCCAAUUUUCGCGGAAGUACCGGCUUCGGCCACGCGUACUGCCGCGACGUCUCCGGCGACUGGGCCAUCGGGCCGGACGACUCCGUCGCGGGCGUCGAGCACGCGCUCGCCACGUACGCGUGGCUCGACCCGGCGAAGGUCGUGGGCCUCGGCGCGUCCUACGGCGGCUUCUCGAUGAACUAUCUCAACGGGAACGCGCCGAGGGACAUGUUUUGUGCAUUGGUGAACCACGACGGUUUGUUCGACAUGCGGUCGGGCUACUGGUCGACGGAGGAGCUCUUCUUCAUGGAGAAGGAGUUCGACGGGCCGCCCUGCGCCGCCGCGGCCUCGGACCCGUCUAGCCCCUACAACGUCGCGUCGCCUUCCCUGAAGGUCGCCGAGUGGCGGACGCCGACGCUCGUGAUCCAGGGCGACAAGGACUACCGCCUCGUGACGUCCGAGGCGAUAUCGACGUUCACGGCGCUGCAGCGCCAGGGAGUCGCGAGCGAGCUCCUCUUCUUCCCGGACGAGAACCACCACUGCCUCAACCCGCAGAACUCCCUCGUCUGGCACGACGCGGUCCUCGCGUGGUGCCGGCGGUGGACGUAAGUACACGCAU